Molecule: messenger RNA, 1484 nt
Organism: Grus americana (Whooping crane)
Lineage: Eukaryota; Metazoa; Chordata; Aves; Gruiformes; Gruidae
Product: pulmonary surfactant-associated protein C-like
Exons: 6
Coding region: 117-812 (231 amino acids)
Biological process (GO): respiratory gaseous exchange by respiratory system
Cellular component (GO): extracellular region; alveolar lamellar body
Source: RefSeq, a predicted model, not a curated record
GGCACGUUCAGAGGGGCCGCCCCGUCCCCCACCCCAGCACCCCGGUAUAAAGCUCUCUGCCCUGGCUGCUGCGGGGCGGCCUGGGCUGGGAGGAGGAGGAGGCAGCAGCCACCGCCAUGGAGAGCAGCAUGAAGCAGGUGGUGGUGGAAGAGCUGCAGGACCCGGAGAAGGGCUGCUGCUCCCAGGGAUGCUGCAAGCCAGGCUGCUGCUGCUGGCCCUGCGCUGUUUGCUGCUCCAAAUGCGCUCGGUGCUGCAUGCCCCGGUGCUGCAAAUGCCCCAGCUGCCCCGGCUGCCCCGGCUGCGCCUGCCUCAAGCGAUCCCUCUGCUUCGUGCCUCGUCUGCUCUGCUACCUGCCCCGCAAGCUCCUCAGCUGCCACCACCUCAAGUGCCUCCUCAUCGUGGUGGUGGUGGUGGUCCUGCUGGUGGUCAUCAUCGCCGGCGCCCUGCUGAUGUGGCUGCGCGCAGACCAGCGGCACGCCGACACCGUCCUGAGGAUGUCCAUGGAGGGGCUGCGGAGAGGACCGGCCUGGGAAGAGGAUGCGGCCACUUUCUACCUGGACAGCGGGGAUGGAAACCCAGCCACGGUCGUCUACGAUUACAAGAACCUGCUGGUCAGCUACAGAUCCCUGCUCCACCGCGCCUGCUACGUCACCCGCAUGGACGAGGACAACAUCCCGGGGCUGGACGCCAUCGCCAAGACCUUCCAGCAGCGGCAGGCUGACAAGAGGCUCGCCAUGCCCCUGGAUGAUCGCUCCCUCCUGGGCACCACGGCGAGCAUCCUCUGCAGCACCGUCCCCAUCUACUGGGCUUAGCCCUGCUGGCAUCCCCAACCGUCACAGCGUUGCUGCAGCCUCUCCGUCCCUCUGGGAGCAUCACCAACAGCUCCGCAGCCGCCCCCGUGAGCAGCACCUCACUCACCCCGCUUUUGGGAAGUGCUGGGGCCCAGACGAUGCCGCGGGGCUGGGCAGGAGGUUGGGGGGGGUCGGAGGGGUUGGCUUUGGAGGGGUGCGGGGGGGCUUCGCUUCACCAUGCGGCACCGCAUCCCUGCUGCAGCCGCGGUGCUGGGGGGCUGGAGGCGGUGGGUGGGUGUCUGCUUGGGCGAGCGCCGCGCUGCACCAGGGGACAGCUGGUUUGUCACUUAAGUCUUCUCAGCUUCACCAAACCCAAGUGCAAAAAUGAGCUUAAAAAAACGUGACAUUUAAAGAAACUAAAUUCUCCGUUCCAGUUCUUCGCUCCCUGCUCGCCCGGCUGCCGGCAGCUGCCAUCUUCCUUUGCCUUAAAAACGCAUUUAGAGGCUCUGAGCAGCGUUUAGGCGAAUUUCUGCCGCAGCCACAUCUCAUGGGAGGUACCUCCCAAGCAUCGCUCGGCACCGCGGCAUGGGACCGACCUGAGCUGCCCCCUUCUCCUGCCAGAACCAAGGCUGUCCUGAAAAAUGUAUCUGUCCUCUCCCACCCUGCAGAACUGAAUAAAGGAUUAGGGGAAGA